CAGGAGGGUAUUUAAGACCCUGGAGCGCCUGGACCGGGACAGUUGAUUUGGCCCCUGCUCUGGAUGCAAGUGCUCAGCGAGCCCGCCAACCUCGCCUCUCCUCCCCCCUCUUCCUCCUCCGGGCCCUCUGCCCCCACGCUGUCCCCGCGGCUGCCUUGGCUGCUUCUGCGGCUCCUCCUGCGUCGCGGAGCCAUGAAGCGGGACGUCCUCUCCAAGCAGCAGCAGCAUCCUUCCUCCGCCUCCGGAGCGGAGCAUCUCGACGAGGGCCAGGGGCAGCCGCCCGCCUCUCCGCUCUGGGUCUUCGGCUACGGCUCGCUCGUCUGGAGACCCGGCUUCGAGUUCGCCUCCCGCAAAGUGGGCUACAUCCGGGGCUACAGCCGCCGCUUCUGGCAAGGAGACACCUUCCACCGGGGCAGCGAGAAGAUGCCCGGGCGAGUGGUCACCCUCCAAGAAGAUUACAAUGGGUGCACAUGGGGUGUUGCCUAUGAGCUCCGUGGAGACCAAGUUGCUGCUUCUCUCAAGUAUCUGAAUGUGCGGGAAGCGGUGCUGGGAGGCUACGUCACCAAGCUGGUGAAGUUCUACCCGCAAGAGGAAGAGUCAGAGGAGCCCAUCCUGGCCCUGGUUUACAUUGCUACCCCCCAGAAUCCGUCCUACCUGGGGCCGGCCUCUGAAGAGGACAUAGCUGCUCAAAUCAUUGUCUCCAGUGGCCGCGCUGGCCACAAUAUUGAGUACCUGCUUCAGCUGGCAGACUUCAUGCGCUACUGCUGCCCGCAGGUGGAGGAUGAACACUUGUUCUCAAUCGAGGAGGCGCUGAUCUCAAUCCUGCCCUGCCUGUACCAAGGUGAAGAGACUAUAGUACAAGAAUGAAUGUGACUUAUGCCAGCCCAAAGGAACUGGUAGAGGACUUUUUAACCAAGGACGCUGACUGCAACACACACACACCUAAUGCAAUUCAAGUCAAUAAAGCCAGUGGGUAAAAUAGCUGGGGUGGAGAAGGAGGGUGACAUGGUUUCAUACUUACUGUUGUAAUGAUCUCAGAGUGGCAAUAGGUUUGUUGUCUUGAGGGGAGAAUGGAGCAAACCACUAUCACUCAGCCAUGUUUGGGCUGCAAAACCGACUAAAAUAUUAUUUUAAGCUUACACCCACACUCCUAGAUGUAAAUCUCACUGAAUAAACUGGGAUUUACAUCUGAGGAGUCAUCCCAGACUGAAUUUACUUUUGUAUGACCUAUAAAUCCCAGAAUCUCCCAAUCUGCAUGGAGAGUCCAAUUGUGGAUUUUAAAAGUCUAAGUUAAACAGUGUUCUUUGUAAAGGGGCUGAAGCUACAAUAUACUUUCCUUACAGUAUUUUAAACAUGCCUCCAACUGUAGCAAAGAUGUGGCUGCAAUAGUGAAAGCUUUGCUCUACCUCACAAACUGCAACUGUGGGGGUGAGAGUAUUUGCAGGUCGAAGGAGUCAAGUCUUUUUCUCCAACCUCCACGGAAGUGACUCGUGUACGCCGGGGUUUCCAGUGCAAUAUGAAUUCGCCUUGCCUUCUGUAGGCUCUCUGACAGGGCCAAAUUCCCAUAGACUUGUCUUAAGUGAACAUUUAAUGCACUACUUUUUAUAAAUAUGUAUAAAACUUGAUAAUGUAUUUAUUCUACUGAACACAUGUAUUCCACAAAGAGAAAGUGCCCAAGUUGUUUGUGUCCUAGUGGACUCCCUGCAGCGCAGGGAGUGUUUCAAGACUGUGAUGAAGUUGUGGCCUUCUGGUUUUAGAAUGGCUUUUCUGCCUUAGAAAAAGGAGUAGCUGCUCCUGCUCUGGGCUCUCAAGGCAGCUUUCCUGCAAAUAGUAUCUCUUAUGUCCUAUGUGCUGUAUAAUACAGUUGUUUCAAUUACACUA
This is a messenger RNA of Anolis carolinensis (green anole), 1881 nucleotides long. It is a transcript of the gene chac1, whose product is annotated as ChaC glutathione specific gamma-glutamylcyclotransferase 1. The record is from RefSeq and is a predicted model, not a curated record. Gene Ontology annotation, molecular function: gamma-glutamylcyclotransferase activity; glutathione specific gamma-glutamylcyclotransferase activity. Gene Ontology annotation, cellular component: cytoplasm. Gene Ontology annotation, biological process: glutathione catabolic process. Lineage: Eukaryota; Metazoa; Chordata; Lepidosauria; Squamata; Anolidae. The transcript is spliced from 3 exons. The coding region runs from base 64 to 867 and encodes 267 amino acids.